AUGUAUCCCUCGUUUGUGGCCAACAGUUCAGCGAUCUCUACGAACACAACACUUCACACAGACAUCGAUGACUACACGGACAACAAACUGAAGCCUAACUAUGGCAUCAAAUUAGUCGACCUGUCCGUCCGCAACAACUCAGUCCCCAACUCAGUCACUGAGGACGCAAAUGCACCGUUACUGGAGGGCACCGACACCUCGGCUAAUCCCGACACCGGGGGACAGCCGCCCGAACAAUACUACGGCAUACCUGUGCAAGCAUUUGAUAGGUCAUGGGAGGCCAGGUAUACGGGCGAGGGUCGCAAAAGUGUGAAAAUGACAUUUCAGGGCCGGGUGUAUAACUUUCUAGAGAGACCCACCGGUUGGCGGUGUUUUGUUUAUCACUUCUCAGUAUUUCUAGUCGUAUUGGUUUGUCUCAUAUUCAGUGUCUUAUCAACUAUUGAACAGUACUCCAACUUCGCGAUGGGAACUCUAUUCUGGAUGGAAGCCGUUUUGGUCAUAUUCUUUGGCAUAGAGUAUGGGGUGAGACUGUGGGCCGCCGGCUGUCGAUCAAAGUAUAUGGGAUUCUGGGGUCGACUCCGGUUUGCACGGAAACCCAUUUCAGUCAUUGACCUUAUAGUAGUUGUGGCCUCUAUUGUGGUGAUAGCUGUCGGCUCUAAUGGACAGGUAUUCGCCACGUCUGCCAUCAGAGGAAUCCGAUUCUUGCAAAUUCUGCGAAUGCUUCACGUGGACAGGCAGGGCGGCACCUGGAGAUUACUGGGCUCCGUAGUGUUUGUGCACAGACAGGAGUUGAUUACAACACUAUAUAUAGGCUUUUUGGGGCUUAUAUUCUCCUCGUAUUUCAUGUAUUUGGCCGAAAAGGAUGAGGUUGUGAUUCAGUCCGAUGGCAGACCCGGUAAAGCCAAGUCUGACUUCCAGAGCUAUGCCGAUGCCUUGUGGUGGGGAGUCAUUACGGUAACAACCAUUGGAUAUGGGGAUACAGUACCCAAAUCCUGGAUGGGAAAAAUCGUGGCCUCAUGUUUCUCAGUGUUUGCCAUCUCAUUCUUUGCACUGCCAGCUGGAAUUCUUGGCUCAGGAUUCGCUUUAAAAGUGCAACAAAAACAGCGACAAAAGCAUUUUAAUAGACAAAUACCUGCCGCCGCCACUCUCAUACAGUGCAUGUGGAGGUGUCACUCAGCCGAACCCCACUUCAACUCAAUGGCCACGUGGAAGAUACACACCGUGGAGGGCUUACGAACGUCGAGCACCUGUAUGUCGAGCACACCACUCAGCAAAGUGGCCAAAAAAGCCAGUGUCUUAAGGCGCAAGAAAUCCAAAUCUAAGUUUGAAAACCUGCCGACCCUUCCCAACCCAUACACCAUCGGUGGUGUGAAUCCCUUAUACACGGUGUCCGCACCGCAAACCGACAAAACGGGUGGUGAGGCUCAGGAUAAGGUGCCGUCGAUGGAAGUUCCCGUAUAUCUCGAGGAACCCAAAGCCAGCAGUGCCAAUAGAGUGAGGAAAGACAGUCGAUUCAUACCGACCCCCGGCUCUAAUAAUAAUAACAAUAACCACAAUAUCGUCGCCUCCUUUUGCACAGACAUCGCAUCCGAUGAUAUCGAUAACGAUAACGACGAGGCGCCCAGAAGUAUAGCCACUGUCCAGAAGUUAGUCUCGAUUUUAUUUUAUUGA
Oppiella nova is the source of this 1671-nucleotide messenger RNA. The record is from the annotation of a GenBank genome assembly. NCBI's taxonomy places the organism in Eukaryota, Metazoa, Arthropoda, Arachnida, Sarcoptiformes, Oppiidae.